AUGAUAUUACAAGCAUUCGCUUCAUGUGAGAUUGGAGACAGAUAUGCCGACAAUUACGUCAUCCAAGUGCACCAAAACGACCCCAGAGGACACUCGCUCCUCUGCCCCCACCGCCAACCUCUCCGCCUCAUUCUUGACAUCUCCAUCACUUCCAGGCUCCAAACCAGCCACUUCCCAAAGCCUUCUCAAAGCCUUCUGGCCUCUCCCAAUCGUGUUCUGAAGCUUCACAGAGAGAACUUUACGGGAGCCAUUGUUGCCAUGAAAGGCAGCGGCGCUAAAAUUCCUCAGAGCUUCGGCCCCUCCCGCUCUCCCGAGACUGUUGCGACUGCCGACGUCAUCAUCAUUGGAGCGGGGAUCUCAGGUAUUGCUGUGGCCAGAGAACUGGCCCUGGAGCACAACAUCACCGACUUCCUCAUCCCCGAGGCGAGACCUCUUGUCGGUGUAAAGUCUUGUAUGCAGGAACUUUGCAAACUCCUAAUCGAAAGAGACGAGGCCCUCCGCCACUCUGACGAGAUGGAAUCUACCCAAAUCCUCACACCAAGACUCCGCCUUAAGCAGCUGUUAUCUAACAAGGAGGGAACACCAGACCUGGAAUGGUACCAUCGGGUCUGGAGCAAUGAUAAAGCCACUCAAUGGAGUCCCCACGGGCCAUGCAAAACAAAGAACGACAGUCAAGCCUGGAUGGCUGGUGUGAUCCCCAUGCAAGAUGUCCCGGACUCCGACCAGCGGGUUGCGUUUGCUGUGUUCAAACCCGUGGUGGAGAGCACUACUCAAAAGGAGGGCGAACGUCGACCUGCCGAUUCGUUCAAUCGGCAUCCCAACGACCCCAAUGCGUGGGAGGCAGUAGGCAUCUUAACACUCUUACCCGUAAGGCCUCCUCCAUUCGACAAAACACAUCCAGAAGGUAUAGCCGACCCUGGAAAUCGGAAGGUGGAGUUAGGAUACCUCUUCCUUCCCGAUAGCUGGGGAUUGGGCUACGCGACCGAAAGCUUGUUGGCGCUGUUGAGAUGGUACCUAGACACUUUGUGUCGUGCGGAUCUGACCAAUGGAGUCGAACUCGAAGCCUGUGUACAUCCGGACAACUCGGGAAGCAUCAAGGUCCUCCACAAGCUGGGGUUUCAGGAAGUGGGACGGACUGAGGGAGAGGAUAUUAUAUAUUUGGGCGAAGCUAAGAGGAAGAAUUCGUUGUUACACUUCCGGAGGAUGGGCUGA
Molecule: messenger RNA, 1212 nt
Organism: Microdochium trichocladiopsis
Lineage: Eukaryota; Fungi; Ascomycota; Sordariomycetes; Xylariales; Microdochiaceae
Product: GNAT domain-containing protein
Exons: 5
Coding region: 1-1212 (403 amino acids)
Molecular function (GO): acyltransferase activity, transferring groups other than amino-acyl groups
Source: RefSeq, a predicted model, not a curated record